Molecule: messenger RNA, 1068 nt
Organism: Cryptotermes secundus
Lineage: Eukaryota; Metazoa; Arthropoda; Insecta; Blattodea; Kalotermitidae
Exons: 2
Coding region: 17-883 (288 amino acids)
Biological process (GO): regulation of transcription by RNA polymerase II
Cellular component (GO): nucleus; transcription regulator complex
Source: RefSeq, a predicted model, not a curated record
AGUUCGUUUUCAUUCAAUGUGCUUACAACUGGUGAAUUUUCCAAUGGAUUCAGCUCAAUUGAUUGUCAUCGUGCAAGAAUAUGAAGAAUUGUACAAUUUGAGACACCCUGACUAUUCUAACCAGCAACGAAGGGACAACAUUUGGGAAGAGAUUGGAAGGAGAAUGAACCACCUCGGUGCAAUCUGCAAAUCCAAAUGGACCAGAAUCAGGGACAACCAUCGCAAAGCAUUGAAUCUGCUCAACACGAAAAGUGGGCAGGCAGUUUCAAAAAUGAAGCCACCCAAAUUUCAUAAAGAGCUUCAGUUCCUCACUCCAUACCUACAUGACGACGAAGAUCGAAUGACCAACCUCACGCCUUCAAUUCCAUACGCAAGCAGUAAUUUGGAGGAAGAAGAGGACGAAACUCAAUCAGAACACCCCCUUACGACAUUUCAAAUUCCCCCAUGUUCUCCAGCAACAAGUGACACACAACGUUCAUCAUUCGCAAACACACAUUCAAACACAUAUGGUCGUCGGAAGCGAAUUUCACGGAACUCCACGCCACAACCGACUGCAGCAUCAGUACUGGACAAAUAUCUCAAGUCUAAGGAAAUGAAAUCCACAACAAACCCACCGACUGACCCGUUAAUCGAGUUUUUCAUUAAUAUGGCUCGGACUGUGAAAACCUUUCCACUUCAGGACCAAAUUCACAUUAAGGGACAACUAUUUCAGAUGGUAAACAGCGUGGAAAUGCGACUGGCACAAGAAAUGGAUUCGUCGAACUCGGUCAUUUCUUCGGCGACCCACAGUCCUGCCCAACACCAACAAGUCUUGAACCCAUCGCUUGAUAUUGAGACAACUGAUGAUGCUAUAAUAGACAGUUUGCUGAAAUAUCCGCGUUAAAUACUGUUGCUGUUUUUCAACUUAUUGUCAUUGCUGAAAGUUCCCAUUAAAUAAUGCUACUUUUUCAACUUGUUGUCAUUUACUUUUAUUAAAUCAUUAAGAGUAAAAAUGUCUGAAAUGUAUUAUAAUAUUGGCAGGCCAGGUUCAAACCCGGGUGGGCACGUGGGAUUUUGUGAUGGACAAAA